CUCUCCUUCUCUCUCUUCUUCUUCUUCUUCUCUCUCAGCCACUACAUAAGCACACUGUGUGUCAAUGUCGGUUCCAUUACUAGGUUCCUUCAAGUACCAUCACCACUGAUUUCACACUCCCAUUUCCUCUCUCUCUCUCUCUAGCUCUCAGGCGCGUAAAUUUCUUUUUGUUUUUCCCGCUCAGGGGUUCGAUUGCGAUCGCUUAUAUCCGUUCGGUUCGUCCCUCUGUUUUAGAUCCAAUACAUCCCUCGCUCUGCUGCUUCUUCUUCUUCUUCUUUUCGCGAUCGCGAUAGUUCUAGCUUCCGGUCGGGAUCGCGAGAGUUUCUGUUGGCUGCUGCUCGACCGAGCUUGCGGGCUCUUCUUCUUACCUGGGAAGAAAGGGGACUUUGGAGAUCGGUGAAGUAGGCCAUGGAAAUGCAGGAUGGGAGUGACAAGGGAUCGGAGUCGCCGGGCGUAGCUUCGUCGGAGGAGAGCCACGUGACGGAGACCAAGAAAACGUGUGCUGAUUGCGGCACCACCAAAACCCCUCUGUGGCGUGGCGGUCCAGCUGGCCCCAAGUCUCUGUGCAACGCGUGUGGGAUCAGGAGCAGGAAGAAGAGGAGGGACAUGCUGGGGGGCAUAAGCAAGAAACCCGCGGAGGACAAGAAGCGCAAGAAGAUCAACCGCAGCCCGAGCAGCAACAACAGCAGCAGCGACGACAGUUUCAGCGAUUCGUUGAAGCAGAGGUUGCUGGCUCUGCUCGGGAGAGAAGUGAUGAUGCAGAAGAGAUCGGCCUCGUCCUCGUCAUCGGCAUCGGCAUCGAGUCUCGAGAGGAAGAGGAGGAAGCUGGGCGAGGAAGAGCAGGCGGCUGUGCUGUUGAUGGCCCUGUCUUACGGCUCUGUUUAUGCUUAAAGAGUUAGCUGGCUGAGAAAAAUAAACUUAAGAGAAAAAAAAAAAAAAGAAGGGAAAAAGAAUCUAGACUGUCGAAUUGGCAAAAAAAAAAAAGGUUUUGUGGGGGCUUCUUUAGGCGCAAGUCUAAUUAUGUUCUGGUUAGUUCUUGCAUUCUUUUGACCGAAAUCGAGAGGAGGAAGGAGAGAGAGAGAGAGAGAGAGGCCAACUAGUGUAAGAAGUGGAGGAGAUUUGAUUGUCUUCUGUUACUCUGUUCUGUGCUAACGUAAUGUAAGAGUUGUCCAUUUUGAUUAUUACCAA
Molecule: messenger RNA, 1188 nt
Organism: Rhodamnia argentea
Lineage: Eukaryota; Viridiplantae; Streptophyta; Magnoliopsida; Myrtales; Myrtaceae
Product: GATA transcription factor 15
Exons: 3
Coding region: 409-891 (160 amino acids)
Biological process (GO): regulation of DNA-templated transcription
Molecular function (GO): sequence-specific DNA binding; zinc ion binding
Source: RefSeq, a predicted model, not a curated record